AUGGCCCGACCCACUACCAACCAAGAAAGGGUCCCAUGGACAAAAGAAGAAGAAGAAAAGUUAGCGGAGGCAUGGGUGGCGGCUUCCGAAGAUCCAAUUGUAGGAGAUAGCCAGACGUACGGAAGUUUUUGGGAAAAAGUCCGAGCCAUUUUUUACGAGUUAAUGGAAAGUCAAGCUCGAAAUGUCGAUCAAAUUACGUCGAAAUGGCGAGAUAUUCGAUUAAAAUGCACCGAUUUUGGAGGAAUCUACAACAAUCUCCUAAACAUACGCAAAAGCGGUUCGAACGAUUUUGAUGUUUUCAAGGCGGCCAUGGACCAAUAUGAAUAA
Messenger RNA from Lactuca sativa (garden lettuce), 327 nucleotides. RefSeq names its product glutathione S-transferase T3-like. The record is from RefSeq and is a predicted model, not a curated record. Lineage: Eukaryota; Viridiplantae; Streptophyta; Magnoliopsida; Asterales; Asteraceae.